This is a messenger RNA of Brienomyrus brachyistius, 2269 nucleotides long. RefSeq names its product chorion-specific transcription factor GCMb-like. Bases 451 to 1941 code for a protein of 496 amino acids. Gene Ontology annotation, cellular component: nucleus. The record is from RefSeq and is a predicted model, not a curated record. NCBI's taxonomy places the organism in Eukaryota, Metazoa, Chordata, Actinopteri, Osteoglossiformes, Mormyridae. Gene Ontology annotation, molecular function: DNA-binding transcription activator activity, RNA polymerase II-specific; RNA polymerase II cis-regulatory region sequence-specific DNA binding. Gene Ontology annotation, biological process: gliogenesis; regulation of transcription by RNA polymerase II. The transcript is spliced from 5 exons.
CGUUUUUUAGUUUAUACUCAGCCUGAUAAAGAGAUCUGGCAGUUAUGAAUAAGGAAAUGCUGUUAGUUGAGGUCGGUGUUACGGAUCAGAAGGAUCGUGUGGCGCUGACCUUCAGUGGAACUGAUGUCCUGCCUCCUCCUACAUAAACACGACACGCCUGAAAAGCAUCGCACACCUACAGACCCAGCAAUUCGCUCCAGCGUGGGCUACCUGGCGAUGAUGAGUACGGGGUACGGCGUUUCUUCACAGAUCUCUGGGAUUUACUGGUGAACUACAACACUAACUUUUCACCAAGGCUUUAAACUAUUUUUCCUUUCAUUUUGAUUUAUUCUUAAGGGCGCGCAGCUUUCAUCGAGCUCCAUUUACGCUAACAGGUGUCUGAAUGCCUGGCUUACUGGUCUUACAGCAAAGAAUAAAAUACUUUUCGCGCUGAAAUAUUUUUAAUCUGCAAUGUCAAAGACAUCAGACCAUUUUGACGACUCCGACUGCGUGUGCUCCUUUGGCACGAAGCUAACGUGGGAUAUAAACGACCCCAAAUUGCCGCAGACCUGUAUGGCACAGGAUGUCAAACAGUACGACGCUUUCCAAGAAUGGACGGACGGCUACGUGCGGUGCAUCUACGGCGGCGAGGACAAGAGCGCGCAGCGGCACCUGAGCGGCUGGGCCAUGCGCAACACCAACAACCACAACUGCCAGAUCCUGAAGAAGUCCUGCCUGGGGGUGGUGGUCUGCAGCCGCGGCUGCACGCUGCCGGACGGCACCAAGCUGCAGCUGCGGCCCGCCAUCUGCGACAAGGCUCGGCAGAAACAGCAAAAGAAACUCUGCCCAAGCUGUAACUCGGCCCUGGAGCUGAUGCCAUGCCGUGGGCACAGCGGAUACCCCGUCACCAACUUCUGGAGGCUUGAAGGGAAAGCCAUAUUUUUCCAGGCCAAAGGAGUUCAUGACCACCCCAGGCCAGAGAGCAAAUCAGAGACAGAGGCCAGGAGGAGCGCAGUAAAGAGAAGGAUGUCCUCUCCACACUUCGCCCACAGGAGGAGGCCUGUGGACUCAGAGCCUGGCAGGGCCAUGUACCAGGAGCCUGGUGGCCCAUUCCCUGGCCUGCACCCACUGUCCUGCGUGGACAGCACUGAGCGCUUCAGCCUCCUCCAGCCACAGCACUACUCCUCCUUCCAGGCUCCUGAACCGUAUAAGUUCCCCUACGACACAGCACCCUCCGGAGGGGAGGCUACCUCCCAGCUGCAGAAGACGGCCAACCAUCGGCUCUACGUGGCACACCCCACCUACGAGUUCGCUGUGCCUGGCUACCUGGGUGCGGGCUCCUAUGCCACACUGUACAAGGAUGCGGGCUCGCAGCCAGAGGCCGACUCGGGGCGAGUGUGCACGGGCAUGGGCGUGGCUGGAGCCCCACGUGGCGCCAGUCCCUCUCCCACUCAUGAACGUGGCUAUGAGGCCUCAGCCAAACACCCAGGCUGGAAGCAGAUCCUGGGCAAAGGGGCCUACACAGACCGGGCUGACUAUGGACAGCUGCCUGCUAGCGCUGGCCACCCCUACUAUAAUGGCGAGUUCCCCUGCCGAUACGGCGCCCCCACCCCCACUGCAGCCACCACCCCAGCCCUACAGACCAUCAUCACCACCACUACCAAGGUGUCGUAUCAGCCCUGCAAGCCCUCCGUGGUCAAGGAGUAUGUGCCGGGUCUCUAUGACGUCAAGAACCUAGCCAACACCGGCACGCUGCUGGACUGCAGUUCCCCCAACCCUUACUCUGAGCUGAAGGCACCAGAGGACUCGGGAGUCAUCAAGUCAGCACUGGCCUACCAGCAGGAGGCCAUGUCCUCGAAGGAGAGGGCUGAGCCUUUUGACUUUUAUCGAUAUGGAAGCUACACAUCGAGUAGCUACCCUGAGCGGAUGGGCCAUCCCAGGUACGAUAAUGGUGAAUACUAGGGAGCGAUAGAAAGAGAUUACUGUUUUCUUUUUGCCAAAGGAAUUUCCCUAAAUGUGUUUGUACAUGUGUUCCUGCAUGGGAAAGACUGCUGAGCUGUUCACAAGUCAAUACAUAAUGUGAAAAUUAUCGGUACUAUUUAUACUACUGGACUAUGAGGAGAGAAAUGCGAUCACAUGCGGUGGAGCCGCGUAUGACUGGUGUUAACAAACGUUGACAUGUAUGAUAUUUCACGUGUGGCAUUACUGAUGACAAGGACAUUUGAUGACUUUUUCAGUGUUUUGUUUUAUACGAGCAUAAAGCACAAAAUAAAUAUUGUGAUGUCAAUAA